Messenger RNA from Pseudoliparis swirei, 864 nucleotides. RefSeq names its product ubiquitously-expressed, prefoldin-like chaperone (gene uxt). Gene Ontology annotation, molecular function: transcription corepressor activity. Gene Ontology annotation, biological process: negative regulation of transcription by RNA polymerase II. The record is from RefSeq and is a predicted model, not a curated record. The transcript has 6 exons. Bases 181 to 660 code for a protein of 159 amino acids. NCBI's taxonomy places the organism in Eukaryota, Metazoa, Chordata, Actinopteri, Perciformes, Liparidae.
AUGAGACGUCAGCGUGCUAACCCGCUAACCGGACAGUCCAUAAUGAGUCAGACCCGGUAACGGGAGCUUUAGUCAGACGUUCAGCAGGUUAUCGAAAGAGUUCUUCUUUCUCACCGAACCGGAAGUUCAUCUUCCUCACAAGAACCGAAAGUUUGUAUCUAAUGAAAAACAGAGACGAAGAUGUCUGUCGAUGCUAAUGCUAAUGCUAAUGCUAACUUGGACCAAAAGGUUCUGCAAUACGAAAUCUUCAUCAACGAAGUUCUGAGGAGCGAUUUACAGAAGGUGUUGCAACAGAGGGACUCUGUUUAUGAGAAAAUCUCUCAGUAUCUCCAGCUGAAGAACUCCAUUCAGAGGCUGCAGGAUGCCACUUCUCACCUGAAGACUGACGUGGAUCUCGGCUGUAACUUCUUCGUUCAGGCUGAAGUGGAGGACUCUUCCAGGAUCUUCGUUGCCGUGGGUUACGGUUUCUUCGUGGAGAUGAACCAGGACGAAGCUCUGAGGUUCAUCGACAAGAAGACCAGUCAGCUGACCGCCUUCACGGAGCAGCUCAGUAGAGACUCUGCUGAGAUCAAAGCCAACAUCCGCAUGGUGAUGGAGGGUCUGAGGGAACUUCAGGGCCUGUCAGACCUGCCAGAGAGCAGAAGAAGAGAUGUCUUCUAGAUGCCGCCUGUCAGGACGCGGUUACCAUGGCGAUGUGUUAUUAUGGUCUGUAACAGACAUUCAGAGGAAGAAGAGAGUCUGAACUCAUGUUGAGAUCAAUAACUCUGUAAUGUGAGACGGGAGCGGAUCACAGAUCAAUAACUCCUUUAACAAACAUGAAGUAUCUGUAGACCUUCCAAAUAAAGUGAUCUUCGUAAAAACAUA